Molecule: messenger RNA, 882 nt
Organism: Schistocerca gregaria
Lineage: Eukaryota; Metazoa; Arthropoda; Insecta; Orthoptera; Acrididae
Product: trypsin alpha-3-like
Exons: 7
Coding region: 27-791 (254 amino acids)
Biological process (GO): proteolysis
Molecular function (GO): serine-type endopeptidase activity
Source: RefSeq, a predicted model, not a curated record
AUGAAGUCGUACUACAGCUGUCCAUCAUGGUUUCUUUGAUACUAUGCUUGCUCUUGAUUUCACUCAGCCAGUGCUAUGGUGCACCUGGUAGGACACGUACCUCAAGGAUUUAUGGAGGUUCAGAAGCUUCAGAGGGCGAGUUUCCUUUUGUGGUUUACUACUACUAUUACGACCAUAUUCUUUGCGAUGGAACCAUCGUCAAUGAAAACUGGGUGCUCACUGCUGCGCACUGUGUAAACGGGUACACCGUGGAGGCCAUCUACGUCCACGCCGGCACCACCCAGUCAAGCGCCGACUCCGGCGUGGUGGUAGCAGUAACCGACAUAGUCGUUCACGAGGGCUUCGAUGAGAUGGCCUACACGAACGACGUCGCUUUGCUCAAGCUGGCGCAGUCGCUGUCCUUCUCAUCGACCAUACAGGCCGUCUCUCUGCCGGCUUCGGGUCAGCAAACAGCCGCCGGUACCACAGCCACUGUGGUCGGCUGGGGAUCAACCGAGUCGUCCUCAACCUUCGUCAGUGGCCUGAGAAAAGUAGACGUACCCGUGUGGUCGGACGCAGACUGCGCGGCAACGUAUGAGAACUACUACAUGUGGACGAGGGAGAACAACAUCUGCGCCGGAGAAUCCGGCAAAGGAAAAUGUGGGUAUGAUGUAGGAGGUCCACUACUGGUGAACGGGCAACAGGUGGGAAUCGCCUCCUGGGAUGGUUACGACUGUGCCACUGCAGACUCGCCAGGCGUCUAUGCUGAAGUUUCCUACUUCGUCGACUGGAUCAAUCAGAACGCAGUGUGACGUGGACAGCUUAGAUUCGUUACUUUUAUUGCUAUGAGCAAUAGUUACGACACUGAAACUUAAGAAAAUAAAAUCUGCUUUUUUGUCCACA